Brugia pahangi is the source of this 297-nucleotide messenger RNA. The record is from the annotation of a GenBank genome assembly. NCBI's taxonomy places the organism in Eukaryota, Metazoa, Nematoda, Chromadorea, Rhabditida, Onchocercidae.
AUGAUAACAAGUCUUAUCAGUGAUACUGAUAUUUCAGCAUGUAAUAUUGCAUGCUUAGAACGUAAUAAAUACGUUGUGGUACGAGCACACCUCAGAAGUAACUCGAUAUCAGUUGGACUUUGUAGAAAUGAGACAGUCCGUUCUUAUCAGUCGUACGUGACACCGUACAUUUGCAAUCGUACAUUUGGUGAAUGGGAACCUGAUAUAGAUGAUGAGGACGGAAUUAUGGAUUUCAAGGCACCAUGCCCAAAACCUCCACAUUAUCCGCACGAAGCAUUUGAAAAAUGUCGCAGAUGA